Diversispora eburnea is the source of this 729-nucleotide messenger RNA. NCBI's taxonomy places the organism in Eukaryota, Fungi, Glomeromycota, Glomeromycetes, Diversisporales, Diversisporaceae. The record is from the annotation of a GenBank genome assembly.
AUGCAAGCACAUUUAGCAAUAUUACCUGCUUCACCUUAUUCAACACCAACUAACAUGUCUGAUUCGAACGCUUAUCUAAACAGUAUUUCUUAUGGCUCCCCGCAUUCUCCAGUAACUAAACUCCCAGAUUAUCUUGCCAAUACAAAUUUUGCGGAAAUGUAUUACGAAGCGCAUGAGAUACUCGAAAGCGUGACUUUUCCAACAGAAUGGAACGUUGACGAUAGAAGUACUUAUUUGAGCGUAGAUUCAGACAAACUUAAAGUAAACUAUAUAGGUCCAGGCAUGAAUGAUUCGGAAACAGCAGCUAUUCGUGCUAAUCAUUCAAUGCCCCCACAAUGUGGAUUAUUCUAUUUCGAAAUUGACAUUAUAAAUAAAGGAGAGGAAGGAUCUAUUGGUAUUGGAUUUUGCACAAAGCAAACCCCUUUAAAUAGAUUACCUGGCUGGGAAGAUGACUCUCGGGGUUAUCAUGGAGAUGAUGGGCUUGCAUUUUGUUCAGGAGUUAGUAGUCCAUAUGGACCAAAAUUCACAACAGGAGAUACCAUAGGAUGUUGUUUAAAUUUUAGAGAUGGUACAGCAUUUUAUACUAAGAACGGACAACAUUUGGGUAUAGCGUUCCGAGAUUUGAAAGGAGUUCUUUAUCCUUCCAUUGGAUUAAGAACUCGGGGUGAAUCUAUUGAAACUAAUUUCGGGCAUAAGAAAUUUAAAUUUGCGAUCGAACAUUAUAUGAAG